AUGGCAAAGGGUACGGGUUGUUUCGUUUCCCAUUUCCGCCGCAAACAAUCCUCGAAUGCAAUCUCCAGCAAAAUCCCGGAUAGCCUGCCUCCUCUGCCUCAAGUUGAUUGCCAGAAUCUCGCCCAGAGCCAGGGGGUGAAGGGCAAAUUAAGCAAUCUUGUUCCUGGAACCGGGAAAAUCGGCCCGAGCGUGGAGGGGGAAGGGUUCAGUGAGAUGAACAAUGGUACCGAGAUGAGCGGGAGGGCUUCGAGAAGCGGGAAUUAUAUUCGUCGUUGGCAUAGUAAUCACUCGGAUCAAGAGCCGAACUGA
Morchella sextelata is the source of this 309-nucleotide messenger RNA. RefSeq lists its product as uncharacterized. NCBI's taxonomy places the organism in Eukaryota, Fungi, Ascomycota, Pezizomycetes, Pezizales, Morchellaceae. The transcript has 5 exons. The record is from RefSeq and is a predicted model, not a curated record. The coding region runs from base 1 to 309 and encodes 102 amino acids.